UCCCAGAGUCCCAGGCGAACGGAAGCGCUCUGUACGACACACAGCGGAUUAAGUAGGAAAACAGAAGUACCUAAGGAGCGUGAUCGAAGUCGCCUAUAAAUGCUCGGGAAGCGCAGAUUCCGGGAUCCGAAGUAAACAACCAGUAGUUGAGCUCCUGUCAGGACUGUGGCCGGAGUGUUCGCCCCCACUCCCCCACCCCCCACCACUCCAGCCGUUUCGGUGACCGGUCCGUGGAUCUCCCCAGUUGCCAUGGCGAUCCUGUUUGCGGUGGUAGCUCGUGGCACCACCAUCCUAGCCAAGCACGCUUGGUGCGGGGGGAACUUUCUGGAGGUGACGGAGCAGAUUUUAGCCAAGAUCCCCUCCGAGAACAACAAACUGACAUACUCGCAUGGCAGCUAUUUAUUUCACUACAUUUGCCACGACAGAAUUAUCUACCUGUGCAUCACAGAUGAUGACUUUGAGAGGUCAAGAGCGUUCAGCUUCCUGAAUGAGGUGAAAAAGCGCUUCCAGACGACGUACGGGUCGCGGGCGCAGACGGCCUUGCCCUACGCCAUGAACAGCGAGUUCUCCAGCACACUCGCUGCACAAAUGAAACACCACUCGGAUCCGCGGGGGUCGGACCGCAUCACAGAGACCCAGAUGCAGGUGGACGACCUGAAGGGCAUUAUGGUCCGCAACAUCGACCUUGUGGCACAGAGGGGAGAGAAGCUGGAGCUGCUAAUUGACAAAACUGAGAACUUGGUGGACUCCUCUGUUACCUUCAAAACCACCAGCCGUAAUCUGGCAAGGGCCAUAUGCAUGAAGAACCUGAAAAUAACGCUCAUUAUUGUGCUGGUGUCUGUGGUCAUCCUGUACAUCAUCGUCUCUGCUGCAUGCGGGGGUCUCAGCUGGCCCAGCUGCGUGAAGAAGUAAAACCGAGGGACAGGAGCCGACCCCUGACCCUUUCCUCUCCCCACCUGUAAAAGCCUAGGGGACUGAGCCACUCUCUUACAGCCAAACACCACUUGAACUGCACCCCACUACCCCCACCUCAUGCGGCUCAUCACCUGUCUGUCCAUCUGCCCGCCCCUCACGGAGCAGAUAAAGAGCUGGGAAACACGCCAGUAAAUGCCCUCUCUUCAGACGUCAUUGACGGCCAGCUGCACAACUCCCAUGUAAUCGCACUUAUCCUCGGAAUGAUUGAUUCAGUUUAGUGUCAAACUAAUUUGUAUGCGCGAGAUUCCAUGUUUCGUUAACCACUCGAUAGACUUCUGAGCAAAAGUAUGAUUUUGGUCAACAAACUGUAUAGUGAUGAAGUAACUAAAAUGUACCUGCUUUCACAAGAAGAGUCUUGCACUGCUGCCUUGACUACGCAUGUGUUUCUACUUAAAGACUGAAAACUUGUGUGAUCAUCAUAGAAACCUCUCUCUCCCAACUUAGCUCCUGUCCAGAAUACCAAGUUUGGGGCAGUCAUCGGGCUGUGAUGUUGAGAUUUGCACCUGGAUGGAUUGAGAUACAGUUGAGCCUUCCGUGUUAUUGCGGUUUAAAUGGACCUCUUGCUCCUCUUGUUUGGAAAUAAUUGCUUUUCAUGGGACACAAGUGGAGAACGCCAUUUUGCUAGUUCUGACCUAAAGCCUGAGCUUUAACCUCUUGGAAGGACUGAUAUUGAGUCUAUAAAAAUGGUCUCUGUAAUAUAUUUGAAGUGUGGGCAUACUCAGUAUACCAGGUGGUUAAGUCAGAGGUGGAUUCUUUGUGAAUACUUGUGUAACAAGUUAAUCUGGUGACGUUCCGGGUGCCAUUAAGUACUAGAUCUAAAGUCACCUUUCAUCCAAAUCAUUACAAGUAAUCUUGUUGUAGUAAGUCCAGUGACUUUUUUAAUAUAUAUAUAUAUAUCUAUAGGAGGACUCGCAUCUUUUUUCUGCUUAUCUAAUGAUCCAUGGGGGAGCGACUGGAUGAUCUUCAUGCUAAAUACAUCACAACGAUAUCUGAAGAUACCAUUGAUUGAUUCUGCAGUGUGCCAAUUGUUUGGCUUCUGAGUUCAGCUAUUAAGAACUGAGGAAUUGAUGAAACAGUUGUUGACAUACCUUGACUUUUAAUGACAGGGGGCUCUUGAGUGGGGGGCCUUGGGGGUCACCGAGACUUGAUGGAGCAGUAGUAGAUGAUUAAAAUUGAUUUCCCCUCAUGAUUGGCUAGAAGGUUUGAGUUUGAAUGAUAGGCAGGGGUGUGUUGUGUCUUCCCCAAUGGCGUAUGUCUAAUGGAAGUAUCACCAGGUCCUAAACUUGCCUUCUGGAAUUGUCUGUAAUGUCCAUGCAUACAUUAGGGCCAGAUGGACCAGGGCAUUUCUGGGAGGGUGCCAACAGAGGACCCGUCUGCCCUAAAGCCUUCAUGUUCAGCUGAGGAAUCUACCAGGCUGGAGCUGUUUCCUGAUAAUUUUUUUUAGCCCGAAGAGGUGCCUGUGAUGAUGGAGAGUAGAUAAGGGUUAUGCUUCCUCCAGGGCAUUUAGCACUGGACAGGAUUUUGGCGGCGAGCUGUCGGAGCCAUCAAGUAUCCAUCUAGUGACAAGGCGGGUUGAAGGGUACUUUCAUGGGUCGUUGUCAGGUAUUUAUGUAUGUACAAUGUAGUUUUAACCUCAUGUGAUUCUCCUGCCAUAAUUCUGUACGAUAUGUUGUACGUGUUUUAUUUUACUACUUUCUUUUUCCACAUUUGAACAAAUAAAGCAGACUAUGCUA
This is a messenger RNA of Brienomyrus brachyistius, 2708 nucleotides long. RefSeq names its product synaptobrevin-like 1 (gene vamp7). Gene Ontology annotation, cellular component: membrane; SNARE complex. Lineage: Eukaryota; Metazoa; Chordata; Actinopteri; Osteoglossiformes; Mormyridae. The transcript has 8 exons. The record is from RefSeq and is a predicted model, not a curated record. Gene Ontology annotation, molecular function: SNARE binding; SNAP receptor activity. The coding region runs from base 250 to 912 and encodes 220 amino acids. Gene Ontology annotation, biological process: exocytosis; vesicle fusion.